Aureobasidium pullulans EXF-150 is the source of this 990-nucleotide messenger RNA. RefSeq names its product mitochondrial carrier. Lineage: Eukaryota; Fungi; Ascomycota; Dothideomycetes; Dothideales; Saccotheciaceae. The record is from RefSeq and is a predicted model, not a curated record. The transcript is spliced from 3 exons. Gene Ontology annotation, molecular function: transmembrane transporter activity. Bases 1 to 990 code for a protein of 329 amino acids. Gene Ontology annotation, biological process: transport.
AUGUCCGCAGACUUCUGGGCCGGCUACGUCUCCGGAGCAGCAGGAAUCAUAAUCGGCAACCCAUUGGACAUAGUGAAAGUAAAUCUCCAACGAGGAGACCGCGGCACCGCAACACUCGCACCACCCAUCACAACAACAUCACCAAUUCAUCCUUCCUCUGCUUCUUCAACCUCUUCAAUUCACCCAGCAUCAACGAUCACCACUACAAAAAAUGCAGCAACCAACCUUUCUACUCUGCUCAAAGGCACCGCCGCCCCAAUCCUCGGCUAUGGCGCUUUGAACGCUUUGAUGUUCAUGACAUACAACCGCUGCAUGGCUUCCCUCAACCAAGACCCCUCCCAUCCCACCUCGUUAUCAAAAACAUGGAUCGCAGGUGCAUUGGGCGGUCUGGCCACUUUUCUCGUGUCUGCACCAACAGAGUUGAUAAAGUGCAGAGCUCAGGUCAGUGGAGCAGAGGCCAGUUCGUGGGGGAUAGCGAGGGAGUUGUGGAAAGAGAGGGGGUUGAGAGGGUUAUAUUGGGGCGGUGGGGUGACGAGUUUGAGGGAUAGUGUCGGUUAUGGGUUCUAUUUCUGGUCUUACGAAUUGAGUAAGAGGGUCUUGAUUUCUGAAAAGGCGGAAGGUGAGAAGCCUGAGUGGAUGACCAUUCUUCUUUGUGGUGGUAUCGCUGGUGUGGUCACUUGGGCUUCUGUGUUUCCUUUGGAUGUCAUCAAGACAAGAGUACAAACACAAGGCAUUGCACAUCCACCGGCAGGUAUACCCUCGGGAGAACAGUCGGGGUUGCUUCCAUCGCGGGAGUCAGGCCGGUUGGGUACAAUCCAGAUUGCUAGGCAAGCAUAUCGUGAAGAAGGACUAUCUGUCUUCUUCCGCGGCUUGGGUGUCUGCAGUUUCAGAGCCUUCUUCGUCAACGCUGUACAAUGGGCCGUGUACGAGUGGAUGAUGCAUAUAUUGCUUCCUACAAAGGUUGGACAGACUCCAAGCAAGCACGACUAA